AUGAUUGCAUCCGAGACGUGGCAGCAUUUGCCUAUCAAGGGCGCCCUGUAUAUGCUCGUCAGCAAUGAGAAUCUACAAGAAGCACGGGCAGCUAUGCGUAGUGUUGAGGACCGGUUCAAUCACCACUACAAGUACCCCUGGGUCCUUUUGAACAACCAAGACUUUACACCGACAUUCCUAAAAUACAUACGCAAGGCGACUACCGACGCGCCCAUUUACUUUGGCAAGAUUGAUGCACGGGCAUGGAGUUAUCCCAAUUGGAUUGAUAUUCGUUCGGCAGAAGACCAUAUGGAUAUCAUGUAUGCCAUGAACGUCUACAGAGGAGGAAGCUUGUCUUUCCGACAAUUGCUCAGAUAUCAGUCCGGUUUAUUCGUACAUCACCCUCUGUUCCGCGACGUUGAUUAUAUCUGGCGAGUUGAACCUGGAUCGGAGGUCACCUGUGAUAUGGUUGAUUAUGACCCAUUUGCUUAUAUGAAGAAAUACAACAAGACACUUGGUUUAACACUGACUAUGCGAGAGUCGCAUGGAGCCGUUGACAAUCUAUGGUCUGACACGCGACAGUUUAUGGAAGCACGUCCCAAACAUGUCUUGCCAUACAACGAGACAAUCAUGUCAUGGAUUACAGAUCAGGGCAAGGCGGAUUACAACAUGUGUCACUUGUGGUCCAACUUUGAAAUCGUCGAGACAAGCUUUUUACGAUCCAAGGCAUAUCAAGACUAUUUUGAGUUCCUCGAUCGGAAAGGUGGUUUCUUUUAUGAGCGUUGUACUGCCGAUUUGCUUCGGCUCUUGGAUGACCCUGCUCUUCAAGAAAUGGUUACAUUUGCUGAAAAGCAGCUUCAGGAUAGUGAAUCAUCAGCACCUGCUUUCGAUUUAAAGGAAAUCAAAAACGAAGAACACGGCACGACGCAGGAUGAAACAGAGUCGAUGGGCAAAACAAUGGAUGAAUUGACAGAUCAAGCGGUCGCCGUAGACUCUGCUGCAUUCGUCAACGAAGACUUUAUGGCUUUGUUGCAGGAUGAAAUGCAAAAUGAAAACCUUGCUGAGCUGGCCAUGGCUCAGACAUCUGCUGGUGAUAGACUACAGCAAUUUGCGGAUGAAGAAGAGGAGGAUAUGAUGAUGGCAUAA
This is a messenger RNA of Zychaea mexicana, 1125 nucleotides long. RefSeq names its product glycolipid 2-alpha-mannosyltransferase-domain-containing protein. The transcript has 4 exons. The record is from RefSeq and is a predicted model, not a curated record. Gene Ontology annotation, biological process: cell wall mannoprotein biosynthetic process; protein N-linked glycosylation. The coding region runs from base 1 to 1125 and encodes 374 amino acids. Lineage: Eukaryota; Fungi; Mucoromycota; Mucoromycetes; Mucorales; Lichtheimiaceae. Gene Ontology annotation, cellular component: Golgi apparatus; membrane. Gene Ontology annotation, molecular function: alpha-1,2-mannosyltransferase activity.